AUGGAGCAGCCCAGGCUCUGCCGGUCCGGGCUGGACGGUCUGAGCGCCUUCCGCGCCAACGACUCGGAUCAGGUCCGGAACUGCAGCGCUCAGGAGAGCUCCGUCUACCAAGAUGGCACCCCGCUCUCCUGGAAGGUUGUCCUGACCAUCAUCCUGGCCCUUAUCACCUUGGCCACCAUACUGUCCAAUGCUUUUGUCAUCGCCACCGUCUACCAGAGCCGCAAGCUCCACACACCAGCCAACUAUCUCAUUGCCUCCCUGGCCGUCACUGACCUCCUGGUAUCCAUUCUGGUCAUGCCAAUCAGCACCAUGUACACUGUGACUGGGAAAUGGACCCUGGGCCAGAUUGUCUGUGACAUCUGGCUCUCUUCGGAUAUCACUUGUUGCACUGCUUCCAUUCUCCAUUUGUGUGUGAUCGCACUGGACAGAUACUGGGCCAUCACGGAUGCAGUGGAGUACUCUACCAAAAGGACGCCCAAGAGGGCAGCUGUCAUGAUCGCCCUGGUGUGGAUCUUCUCCAUCUCUAUCUCAAUCCCCCCUUUGUUCUGGCGCCAGUCAAAAGCUGAAGAGGUGGCUGAUUGCGUGGUGAACUCUGAUCACAUCUUGUACACCAUCUACUCCACAGUGGGAGCCUUCUACUUCCCCACCUUGCUGCUGAUCAUUCUCUAUGGAAGGAUCUAUGUGGAAGCCAGAUCUAGAAUUUUGAAACAGACGCCAAAGAACACAGGCAAACGGUUAACCAGAGCUCACUUAAUUACGGAUUCUCCAGGGUCAACAUCAUCUGUCACUUCCAUAAACUGCAAGGCCUCAGAGGUCUCCAGUGAGACAGGAUCACCUGUGUAUAUGAACCAAGUUAGAGUGAAGGUGUCAGAUGCCUUGCUGGAAAAAAAGAAGCUGACAGCUGCCAGAGAGCGGAAAGCUACCAAGACUUUAGGGAUUAUUUUAGGAGCCUUCAUCGUGUGCUGGCUGCCCUUCUUCAUCAUCACUUUGGUGUUGCCUAUUUGUAAAGAUGCUUGCUGGUUUCACAUGGCCAUCUUUGACUUCUUCACAUGGUUGGGAUAUCUUAACUCUUUGAUCAACCCCAUCAUCUAUACCAUGUCUAAUGAAGACUUCAAGCAGGCAUUUCACAAAUUGAUACAGUUCCGAUGCAGAAGUUGA
Varanus komodoensis (Komodo dragon) is the source of this 1158-nucleotide messenger RNA. It is a transcript of the gene HTR1B, whose product is annotated as 5-hydroxytryptamine receptor 1B. The record is from RefSeq and is a predicted model, not a curated record. Gene Ontology annotation, molecular function: G protein-coupled serotonin receptor activity. The transcript has a single exon. Gene Ontology annotation, biological process: chemical synaptic transmission; bone remodeling; vasoconstriction. NCBI's taxonomy places the organism in Eukaryota, Metazoa, Chordata, Lepidosauria, Squamata, Varanidae. The coding region runs from base 1 to 1158 and encodes 385 amino acids. Gene Ontology annotation, cellular component: plasma membrane.